This is a messenger RNA of Brassica oleracea var. oleracea, 2014 nucleotides long. Its product is annotated as ATPase family AAA domain-containing protein 3-like. Lineage: Eukaryota; Viridiplantae; Streptophyta; Magnoliopsida; Brassicales; Brassicaceae. The record is from RefSeq and is a predicted model, not a curated record. Gene Ontology annotation, cellular component: mitochondrion. Bases 1 to 1893 code for a protein of 630 amino acids. Gene Ontology annotation, biological process: mitochondrion organization. Gene Ontology annotation, molecular function: ATP binding; zinc ion binding; ATP hydrolysis activity. The transcript is spliced from 8 exons.
AUGGCUGCUUCUAGGUUAUGCUCCGCGGCGGCGAUCGCUGCUGCUUUCACUUCAAUGUCCACGUCACACAACCUAGCUUACGCUGACUCGCGAUUCCGCUUCCCUUUCUUCUCUUCUUCAUCACAGCCGCCGUCAGAAUCUCCAGCCGAUCAGUCUUCAUCGGAGACCAAACCGGAGCCUGAUGAGCGCAAAGGAUCUGGAUUCGAUCCUGAGUCAUUGGAAAGAGGCGCUAAAGCUCUUCGAGAAAUCAACAACUCUCCUCAUUCCAAACAGGUGUUUGAUCUUAUGAGAAAGCAGGAGAAGACUCGCUUAGCUGAGUUAGCGGCCGAGAAAUCGCGUAACGAAGCUGUUCAGGCGCAAAAUGAUAUCGAAAGGCAGCGGAAAUUGGCUGAGGAUCAGAGGAAUCUACUGCAGCAGCAGGCACAAGCAAAAGCUCAAAACCUUCGUUAUGAAGAUGAGUUGGCAAGGAAGCGACUGCAGACGGAUCAUGAAGCUCAGAGACGGCAUAAUGUUGAAUUAGUUAAGAUGCAAGAGGAGUCUUCUAUCCGGAAAGAGCAAGCAAGGAUCGCCACGGAAGAACAGAUUCAAGCACAGCAGCGCCAGACUGAGAAAGAGAGAGCUGAACUUGAGCGAGAGACAAUUCGCGUCAAAGCCAUGGCUGAGGCUGAAGGUAGAGCUCAUGAAGCCAAACUUACGGAGGAGCAGAACCGAAGAAUGCUUCUGGAUAAGAUAAAUGGUGAAAGGGAGAAAUGGCUUGCAGCUAUCAACACAACCUUCAGUCACAUUGAAGGGGGAGUCAAGGCCCUAUUAACUGACAGAAAUAAGCUGAUUAUGACUGUUGGUGGAGCUACAGCAUUGGCCGCUGGAGUUUACACAACUCGAGAGGGUGCUAAGGUUACAUGGGGUUAUAUUAACCGGAUACUUGGACAGCCAUCACUCAUCCGAGAAUCCUCCAUGGGUAGAUUUCCGUGGGCAGGCUCAGUGUCUAAGUUUAAGAACAAAGUCUCGAAGUUUGGUAAAGCUGCAUCUGCAAAAGGGGAAAACCCCCUUGAUAAUGUAGUUCUCCAUCCUUCUCUAAAGAAGAGAAUUGAGCAUCUUGCUAGAGCCACAGCGAAUACUAAGUCACAUCAAGCGCCAUUCCGCAACAUGAUGUUUUAUGGUCCUCCUGGUACCGGUAAAACUAUGGUGGCCAGAGAGAUUGCUCGGAAGUCGGGUCUAGAUUAUGCUAUGAUGACUGGAGGUGAUGUUGCUCCUCUGGGUGCACAGGCUGUUACAAAAAUCCAUGAGAUUUUUGACUGGGCUAAGAAAUCAAACAAAGGUUUACUUCUUUUCAUCGAUGAAGCUGAUGCUUUCCUAUGCGAACGUAACAGCAUGUAUAUGAGCGAGGCUCAGCGUAGCGCUCUGAACGCUUUGCUGUUUAGAACCGGUGAUCAGUCACGGGACAUAGUUCUGGUCCUGGCUACAAACAGACCCGGGGAUCUAGACAGUGCGGUCACUGACAGGAUCGACGAAGUUAUCGAGUUUCCGCUCCCUGGUGAAGACGAACGCUUCAAGCUCCUUAAACUCUAUCUCAACAAGUACCUAACCGGUGAAGACCAGAAAGGUGACAAAGACACGAAGACUAAAUGGAGCCAUUUGUUCAAGAAGCAGUCACAAAAGAUAACAGUUGAAGGAGACCUAACCGACCAAGUGAUCAGAGAGGCUGCGAAAAAGACAGAAGGGUUCUCUGGUCGUGAGAUCGCUAAGCUCGUGGCUGGUGUUCAAGCUGCUGUAUACGGACGACCAGAUUGCGUCUUGGAUGCACAGCUUUUUGAAGAGAUUGUUGAUUAUAAAAUCCAAGAACACCACCAGAGAGCCAGACUUGCGACUGAAGGUGGCCAAUCUUUUCCUUAAUAGUCACUCUUUCUGUAUGGUUUGUUUCUUUAGCCGCUGUUCUGACUUUAUUAUGAAAGAUGAGAGACCGGUUCAGUUUCGGUUUAAUGGGAUCUGGUUCAGAUUUGAAAUUUACUCCAAA